Musa acuminata AAA Group (dessert banana) is the source of this 1188-nucleotide messenger RNA. RefSeq names its product large ribosomal subunit protein uL30y. The transcript has 7 exons. Gene Ontology annotation, molecular function: RNA binding; structural constituent of ribosome. NCBI's taxonomy places the organism in Eukaryota, Viridiplantae, Streptophyta, Magnoliopsida, Zingiberales, Musaceae. Gene Ontology annotation, biological process: maturation of LSU-rRNA from tricistronic rRNA transcript (SSU-rRNA, 5.8S rRNA, LSU-rRNA). The coding region runs from base 144 to 878 and encodes 244 amino acids. Gene Ontology annotation, cellular component: cytosolic large ribosomal subunit. The record is from RefSeq and is a predicted model, not a curated record.
GGAUCGAACGGCUGUCGAUCUCCCCUGCAAACCCUAACGCCGAGAGCGAACUCCCCACCGACCCUUUCGAUAAAGCUCGCAACCGUCACGCUUUGGUCUCCUCGCUCCCCGAAUCCAUCGUGAGAGAUCCCAAGAGGAGGUAGAUGGCGGCGGAGGGGCCGAAGGCGGUGGUCCCGGAGUCCGUUCUGAAGAAGAGGAAGAGGGAAGAGCAGUGGGCGCUGGCGAAGAAGCAGGAGCUCGACGCCAAGAAGAAGAAGGCGCGCGAGAACCGGAAGUUAAUCUUCGGCAGAGCCCAGCAGUACGCCAAGGAGUACGGAUCGCAGGAGAAGGAGUUGAUCCGUUUGAAGAGAGAGGCCAGGUUGAAGGGCGGGUUCUAUGUCAGCCCAGAAGCCAAGCUUCUGUUCAUCAUCCGCAUACGAGGUAUAAAUGCCAUGCACCCGAAAACCCGAAAGAUCUUGCAGCUCCUACGUCUGCGUCAGAUAUUCAAUGGCGUGUUUCUGAAGGUGAACAAGGCUACGAUGAACAUGUUGCAGCGUGUUGAGCCAUACGUGACAUAUGGGUAUCCUAAUCUCAAGAGUGUUAGGGAGUUAAUUUACAAGCGAGGGUAUGGGAAGUUGAACAAGCAGAGAAUUCCUUUGACCGACAACUCGAUCAUCGAGCAGGGCUUGGGGAAACAUGGUAUCAUCUGCAUUGAAGAUCUUGUUCACGAGGUUAUGACCGUUGGACCACACUUUAAGGAGGCAAAUAACUUUUUGUGGCCUUUCAAGUUGAAGGCACCAUUGGGUGGCCUGAAGAAAAAGAGGAAUCACUAUGUCGAGGGAGGUGAUGCUGGAAACCGUGAGGAUUACAUCAAUGAGCUUAUCAGAAGGAUGAAUUAGUUAUCUGAGGUUCACUUUAUCUCUUUUAUUAUGAGAGGAAAAAAGCAGUCGAACUUAGAUUUUUAUUUUAGUUGGAAUCAAGAGAAUUAAAAUCGUGCAAUUUUGUUGUUUCAAGUCUAGUUUUGGUGUGUUUAGUUCUCCUUGAUGAUGGUAGUAUUCAUAUUUGUUAUAGUAUUUUCAUUACUUCAAAUCAGAUGUCUAUGCCUCGUGUGGUGAAUUCUGAUGUUUGUCUUUCUCAAAUGCUCACGAGUUUGUGGUUUCAUUGUAUUAUUGCAUUGAUAACAAAGUUGAGCGAACAUCUUACAAUGUA